Messenger RNA from Phytophthora sojae, 699 nucleotides. RefSeq lists its product as hypothetical. Gene Ontology annotation, molecular function: GTP binding. The annotation marks the transcript as partial. The transcript has a single exon. The record is from RefSeq and is a predicted model, not a curated record. NCBI's taxonomy places the organism in Eukaryota, Oomycota, Peronosporomycetes, Peronosporales, Peronosporaceae.
GCUACCUUCUCGUCGUCGCCGCGCGCGCCGUCCUCGCCGCCCAAGAAGACCCGCAAGAAGCAGGCUCGGCUGGCCAACCUGCCCGUAUUUUGGCCAAUCGCUGGUGUGUCGGCGCCGCCGCAGUUGCGUCCGCAUGAGGUGGACAUCGUGAACCGGCUGUUCAAGGUGGACAGCACUCUUAUUACGUCCACAUCGGACCCGACCGACCUGCCACAGUGGGACGUGCCUGAAAUAGCAUUCGCCGGUCGCUCCAACGCGGGCAAGUCGUCGUUAAUCAACGCGUUAACCGGCCAGAAGUCGCUCGUGCGCACGUCCAAGACGCCUGGACGCACCCAGCAGCUGCACUUUCUCAGCGUGGGCGGCAAGAAGGGCAGUCUGCCCGACCUGGCGCUCGUGGACAUGCCCGGCUUCGGCUUCGCCGCGGCCCCCAAGAAGGUCGUGGACGAGUGGCACGCGCUGGUGGGCGGCUACGUCGAGGGCCGGCGCGGCAACAACCUCAAGACGACCAUGCUGCUCAUCGACGCGCGGCGCGGGCUCGGACCGGCGGACCACGACUUCAUGGACUUUUUGCACGACCUGGGCGCGCUCUACCAGGUCGUGUUCACCAAGGCGGACACGGUCACGCGGAGCGAGUUGGAGAAGCAGAUCCAGAAGGCGCAGGAUGUCGCACUCAACGCCGAUCGCAUGGUAGGUGGGACG